Drosophila hydei is the source of this 1771-nucleotide messenger RNA. RefSeq lists its product as uncharacterized. NCBI's taxonomy places the organism in Eukaryota, Metazoa, Arthropoda, Insecta, Diptera, Drosophilidae. The transcript has 7 exons. Bases 209 to 1723 code for a protein of 504 amino acids. The record is from RefSeq and is a predicted model, not a curated record.
GACUGCGACUCAUGGUAAAUCAUCGCAUCAAAGAUAUACCCACGGCUAUAUCCGUGGUAUGAAGCUAUCGAGAAAUAUUUCGUACUCAAUAAGCGGAAAAGCUUAUAAAUAUUACAGAAAAAACAAUAUCAAUAUAUUAAAAUACAUAUCUAUUCGACGAUAUAUGCAUAAAACGCAUUGCUGGAUACUAAUUAGAUAAUUAUCAGAGAUGCAUUGUUAUAUCAGUAUGAAUAAGUACAUACACAUAUACAUAUUUUUAAUUAUGCUUUACCUAACACAAGGCAAUUGCAACUUCUUAAAUGCACGUAGUCGCGACUUUGGAGUGCAAAGAACUGCUGAUAGCAAUAAGUUAGUCAAGGACGAGGAUUCCAAUUCCAAUGUAGAGGAUGGCGGUGUGCGAGCCGUUGGCGAAGUCUUUGUUCCAAAGACAUUUUCAAUGACUUCGCAGGAACCGUCAUGUGAACAGCUACGCGCUAUGUGGAUAUUUUCCAAGAGACAAUCCCGUGCAGCUGAAAUAACAAAUGAAAUACCCACAUAUCGUGACCCCUUCACAUAUAAUGUCUGGGAGCCACUCUACUCCAACUCUCGGUUGCUCGGCUCAAUUCGAAUGGGCGCUCGGGAACGUGCUCGAUCCCCGGUAUUUGGACGUGUUGUAAGUCGGGAGCCCAUCAUACCACAACGGAUUUCAUUUGAGCAACGCCAACGCCAUCUGGAUGGCAAUACAAAUGGAGCUAGCCAGGCCCGCUUAUAUGGAGCUGAAGUACGCCCGUCUGGAAUUGGUGCUGGAGCUGGAGUUGGAGCUGGGGCAGCGGGCCCCUCUCCACGCAGAUCCAGCAAAAACAGAUAUUUGGGCGUGUCAAGUAGCUCGGCAGCCAAUAAUGCAGCUGGAAACCAUAACUCAGUGGCUGUACACGGCAGCUUUCAAAAGCUAAAGGAACUUAUCUGGACAGAGCGUGCCAAGGAAUUGACUCAACAGCGCCGAGCGGAAGAAUUGGCAGCUCGAGCGGCUGUCCUCAAGGAAAUCGCAAAUGGUCAAAACAUUCAAUCGUCAUAUAAGAUACCCUUUAAUAAUCAAGGAGAUUCCCUUCUAAUGGAUGAGAAUCGCAGUCCUGAUAGCAGCGACAAUCAAUAUUUAAACGGCGAACGAUUGUCAAUCGCAAAUGUGCAAAACUUUGAUGCCAACAAUGAGCAUGCUGAUCAUAGUAACAGUGGUCCUCGACCGUCGACUCGUCGCAUUGGAAGUGCCUACAGAUUUUUACCUACUGGACAUACGAGAAAGGAGACAUAUUUUACUAGCAACGUUGCCGACGGCCAGCCAAAAAUAUAUUCUCGCAUAAGGAUACCAACCAAUGCAGUCAAUGCAGGUGAUUCAAAAGAAAAAGAUCAGCCAUCUAUCGGUAUACCACGCACGUAUCCAGUCCGACAAUCCCAUUUUAGGGAAAGGAAUCGAUCACUUUUGAAGCAGUCCACACCGAAUGAAUACUUUCAUCGAAACGCUAGAAUAAUGAGCAGUUUGCAAUUUGUACCACAGACAGGGAUUUCAAACGUGAAACAAGAUUUCAAUGAGAACUACUUAAGUCCAUUAACUUCGAUUGAAUAUGACACGAAGCCCGCUAUAAAUGCCCUGUUUUAUUUAAACAAUGACAAUCUAGCCAAUGAGGCUGGAUUAACUCCAAAAUCAAAUCAACAUGGCUUGGACUUUUACAACAAUGAUGCUUACUAAACUAUUUUUUGUCAAAUAUAGUAUGACAAUUAUUAAUCCGAAAUAUAU